GCCUGGGUGGCACAAGGCUGAUUCCUCACAGAGCUCAAAUCACUGCGAUCUCAUUAGAUGUCAACAAAGACUCGGACUGAUACAGAAUCAAGCUCCAGGAAGCAGGGAAAAAAAGUCCAAAGCAUUAAAAUAAUCUGUUCAGAUUCCAACUGGAUCUGCGGAGGAUCGAGGCAGCAGGAGCCUUAGUCGCUGGGAAAACGUGGGCUUCGCUCUUUGCCAUGAAACAUGAGUAAUGAGAGCAGUAUAAUUGGGGGCUUUCAGCCUCCCUGGAACUUCAACGGGACAUUGGGUGACCACUCAGCUGACCUGUUCUCCAACAUCUCCUGUAAUGAGUCCAGCAACAGUUCAACGUCCUGCUCUCAUGCUGACAACGAUGUGUGGACUGGAAGUCCAUAUAAAACCCUGGAGAUGUUUUUUAUUGCUUUGGUGACAGGAUCUCUGAGCUUCGUGACUGUAACCGGAAACAUAUUAGUCAUGCUGUCCAUCAAAGUAAACCGCCACUUACAGACUGUCAAUAACUACUUUUUAUUUUCAUUGGCCUGUGCUGACUUGAUCAUUGGAGUUUUCAGCAUGAAUUUAUAUACUGUCUACAUUAUUGUUGGUUAUUGGCCUCUUGGGCCUGUUGUUUGUGAUUUGUGGCUAGCUUUAGAUUACGUUGUCUCAAACGCUUCUGUGAUGAAUUUAUUGAUCAUAAGCUUUGAUCGCUACUUCUGCGUGACCAAACCCCUAACGUAUCCGACCAGAAGGACAACCAAGAUGGCGGGAUUAAUGAUCGCUGCAGCAUGGAUCCUGUCAUUUAUCUUGUGGGCUCCAGCCAUCUUGUUCUGGCAGUUCAUUGUUGGGGAGCGAACAGUGCCACCUGGAGAAUGCUAUAUUCAGUUCCUUUCUAACCCUGCAGUGACCUUUGGGACGGCUAUAGCUGCCUUCUAUCUGCCCGUUGUCAUUAUGACAGUCUUAUACAUCAACAUCUCCUUGGCUUCCAGGAGCAGAGUCUCCAAACACAAACCUGAGAAGAAAGAGAAGAAGGGAAUAAAAACUCCGAACCUAAUAAAGAGUCACCUGAUAAAGCAGAACAAUAACAAUGACACCAGCCCUCAAGCAAGUCCUCGCUCCACUCCGAAGGCCAGUGUGGACUCAACCACCACUGCACUGGAUGGGGUAAAGAAUGGAAGAGUUGAGGAACAAAAACCUUCUCAACCAGAAGCCCUGGGGCAUCCAAGUCCUAGACUCGCACAGGAGGAAAAAGAGAGCUCCAACGACUCGUCCACAGCAUUUAUCCCUCCAACAGAACCAAAGGCCAACAAUGAAGCGACAUCUGAGGCUGCUACAAAUCCCAAUCCAGUUGUCACGACAACAACAUCCAACUCUGCUAUGCCCAAAAUCAACCCAUCGUCGAGGUGGUCCAAGAUAAAGAUUGUAACAAAGCAGGCAGGCGACGAAUGCAUCACAGCUAUAGAGAUCGUUCCGCCAGUGGAGGGAGCCGAGAGGCAUUCAAUCCCGAUCAGCCGUCCCAGGACUGUGGCAAGAAAGUUUGCGAGCAUCGCUAGAAGCCAAGUGAAGAGGAAAAGACAGAUGGCUGCCAGAGAAAAGAAAGUAACCAAGACCAUCUUUGCCAUCCUCCUGGCUUUCAUCAUUACAUGGACACCGUAUAAUGUCAUGGUGCUGAUAUCCACCUUCUGUCAGUCCUGUGUCCCUGACACCGUGUGGGCGAUUGGCUACUGGCUAUGUUAUGUCAACUCGACUAUCAACCCAGCUUGUUACGCACUGUGCAAUGCCACAUUCAAAAAGACUUUCAAAAACCUGCUGCUGUGCCAGUAUAAGAAUAUAGGUACAAGAUGAGAUGAAAGAAGAAGAUACAGGGUGGGAUGGGAUGGGAGGAAACACUGUACAAAGGUGAGUGACAAGAAGACUGGAUAAAUAGGGGAUGAAUCAUAAAUGGGAGAAAUCUAAAGAGUUCUGAUGUGUGACGGGAUAUGCAUCUAUUUAUUCUACGAGUUGCUGUUGAUCAUCCUUUACGCAGAGCAAACGUGAGAGAGCUGCCCAGCUUUCCCUUAAAUAGAACCAGUUCCACAGACAGUAGAAAAGCUACUAUAAUAAUGAGACAAAGUGGAGUAUGGAUGAGAUGUAAGGUGUGGAGAGCAUAAAUGGAAAUUAAAGUUCGUAGAGAUGAAUCUGAAAUAGAGCAGUUAUACUGCUGCAGCCAUAUCAGCUGCUCUGACUCGGUCCAGUGUUUUAAUGUAUAUUUGGACUAACAGAAGACUUGUAGCCUGUUUGGACAUACUGUCAUUUUCCCCAUGAUGAAUUAACCUCCAGGAAAAACCCUUGCCAAGACAUACAUUCAAGUUUUGAUGUAAUGUGAACUCUAUUAUAUUAAAGUACUGAGGGCA
Messenger RNA from Girardinichthys multiradiatus, 2387 nucleotides. RefSeq names its product cholinergic receptor, muscarinic 4a (gene chrm4a). The coding region runs from base 226 to 1839 and encodes 537 amino acids. Gene Ontology annotation, biological process: adenylate cyclase-activating adrenergic receptor signaling pathway. Gene Ontology annotation, cellular component: plasma membrane. Gene Ontology annotation, molecular function: G protein-coupled acetylcholine receptor activity. The record is from RefSeq and is a predicted model, not a curated record. The transcript is spliced from 7 exons. Lineage: Eukaryota; Metazoa; Chordata; Actinopteri; Cyprinodontiformes; Goodeidae.